UGCUGAAAGCCUCCUGUCUUUUACAGCUGAAGUGUCCUUUGCUUUUCAUCACCCUCUGAUUUUUGUCUUCUGUGGCUGGAUUUUUGGCAGUGUUUGGCUUAAGCAAAUAGGAUUACAUUUCAGUAGCUGAUGGUUUCUAGUCGAGGAAUGUGCUAAAUGUCGGACGUGAUGAAGAUUGCACAAAAAAAUAUUUCUGUGAAGCACAGGAAAAUUAUUCGAGUCGAGCAAAGGAAGAAGACAUUCUGCAAAUGCAAGCAGGGCUGCUAGAAAUGCAAAAUUCAACAGAUUUGGAAUGGGUUGCACUACAAGUGUGGUUCUGUUUAAAGGCAUUCGUACAGUUUUUGAGAGAAACUGUGGCUAUAUUUGCAAACAGCAAGGGGAAAACAAUGCCCUUGAAUACACAGCAUUCAGCUUGCCAAAUGAAGAUUCAGGAAUACUGAUUCAUUCAUCCCUGGCAAAACCAAAGCUCAUAGAACCAAUAGACUACGAAAAUGUCAUCGUUCAGAGGAAAACACAGAUUUUGAAUGAUGGUUUACGUGAGAUGCUACUAUUCCCUUAUGAUGACUUUCAGACAGCAUUACUGAAACGGCAGAGUCGAUACAUUCGUUCAACAGUUCCUGAAAAUGCAGAGAAGGAAGCCCAAAGCUUGUUUGUAACUGAGUGCAUCAAAACCUACAAUUCAGACUGGCAUGUUGUUAACUAUAGAUAUGAAGAUUACUCAGGAGAGUUUCGACAGCUUCCAAAUAAGGGGACAAAAUCGGAGAAGCUUCCAGUUCAUUUAUAUGAAGUGGAUGAAGAAGCAGAUAAAGAUGAGGAUGCAGCAUCUCUUGGCUCUCAGAAAGGUGGAAUAACAAAACAAGGAUGGCUGUACAAAGGCAACAUGAAUAGUGCAAUCAGUGUGACAAUGAGAUCAUUUAAAAGAAGAUUUUUCCACUUAAUCCAACUUGGUGAUGGAUCCUAUAAUCUCAAUUUCUACAAAGAUGAGAAAAUAUCGAAAGAACCUAAAGGAUCGAUAUUUCUUGAUUCAUGCAUGGGAGUGGUUCAGAACAAUAAAGUCAGACGUUUUGCAUUUGAGCUCAAGAUGCAAGACAAGAGUAGUUACCUUUUGGCUGCAGAUAGUGAACUUGAAAUGGAAGAAUGGAUAAACACUCUGAACAAAAUCCUUCAGCUUAACUUUGAGGCUGCAAUGCAAGAAAAAAGAAAUGGAGAGUCUCAUGAAGAUGAUGAACAAAUCAAAAUGGAAAGCUCAUCAAGUGGUUUUGAUAACUACUAUCCUGAAAUUGCAAAGAGUACCAGAGAAGCAGAAAUCAAGUUAAAAAGUGAAAGCAGAGUUAAACUUUUUGUCUUGGAUCCAGAUGCACAGAAACUUGACUUUUCUGGUAUUGAACCAGAAGUGAAGCCAUUUGAAGAGAAAUUUGGAAAAAAAAUUCUUGUGAAGUGUAACGAUUUAUCUUUUAAUUUGCAAAGCUGUGUUGCGGAAAAUGAAGAAGGACCGACGACAAACGUAGAACCUUUUUUUGUUACAUUAUCACUAUUUGAUAUUAAAAACAACCGGAAGAUUUCAGCAGAUUUCCAUGUUGAUUUGAACCACACCUCAGUAAGGCACAUGAUAUCCAGUGCAUCUCAACAAAUGAUGAAUGGCAGUGGUGAUAGCUUACACAGAAUUCAAGACAUUCAUGAAACUGUGUUACAAUAUCCAAAGCAGGGAAUAUUCUCAGUCACAUGUCCUCAUACAGAUAUUUUCCUUGUGGCUAGAAUAGAAAAAGUACUACAGGGAAGUAUUACACAUUGUGCUGAACCAUAUAUGAAAAGUUCAGAUUCUUCAAAGGUUGCACAGAAGGUUUUGAAGAACGCUAAGCAGGCAUGCCAGAGAUUAGGUCAAUAUAGAAUGCCUUUUGCCUGGGCAGCUAGGACGUUGUUUAAAGAUGCCUCAGGAACCCUGGACAGAAAUGCAAGAUUUUCUCCUCUCUUCAGACAAGACAGUAAUAAACUUUCAAAUGAAGACAUGCUGAAAUUGUUAGCAGAUUUCAGGAAACCUGAAAAGAUGGCCAAACUUCCUGUUAUUUUAGGAAAUCUGGAUGUUACAAUUGAUAACGUGUCACCAGAUUUUCCAAAUUAUGUUAACUCGUCAUACAUUCCAGUGAAACAGUUUGAAAACAGUACCAAGGCAUUAAUAACAUUUGAAGUAGAGGAAUUUGUUCCCUGUAUACCAAAACACACUCAGCCUUUCACCAUCUACAACAAUCAUCUUUAUGUUUAUCCAAAGCACUUGAAAUACGACAGUCAAAAGUCUUUUGCAAAGGCUAGAAACAUUGCAGUAUGCAUUGAGUUCAAGGAUUCUGAUGAAGAGGAUUCUUUGCCUUUGAAGUGUAUCUAUGGCAGGCCAGGUGGACCAGUAUUUACUAGAAGCGCGUUUGCUGCUGUUCUGCAUCACCAUCAAAAUCCAGAGUUUUAUGAUGAGAUUAAAAUAGAAUUGCCCACUCAGUUACAUGAAAAGCACCAUUUGUUGUUCACCUUCUACCAUGUCAGCUGUGAUACUUCAAGCAAAGGGAGUACGAAGAAGAAAGAUGUUGUUGAAACACAAGUUGGGUAUUCUUGGCUUCCUCUAAUAAAAGAUGGAAGAGUGGUGACCAAUGAGCAACACAUCCCAGUAUCAGCAAAUCUUCCGUCAGGCUAUCUGAAUUAUCAAGAAGUGGGGGUUGGAAAGCAUUCUGGUCCUGAAAUUAAGUGGGUAGAUGGAGGCAAACAACUGUUAAAAAUAUCCACUCAUCUGGUGUCAACUGUGUAUACGCAGGACCAGCACUUGCAUAAUUUUUUUCAGUACUGUCAGAAAACAGAGUCUGGAGCUCGUGCACUAGGAACUGAUCUCGUAAAAUAUCUGAAGAGCCUUCAUGCUAUGGAAGGCCAUGUGAUGAUAGCUUUCCUGCCAACUGUUCUAAACCAGUUGUUUAGAGUUCUCACUAGAGCAACUCAAGAGGAAGUUGCAGUCAAUGUGACAAGGGUUAUUAUCCAUAUUGUUGCUCAGUGCCAUGAAGAAGGAUUGGAUAGCUACCUGAGGUCUUAUGUCAAGUAUGCUUAUAAAGCUGAACCCUAUGUUGCUUCUGAAUAUAAGACAGUACAUGAAGAAUUGGCAAAGUCCAUGACAACAAUUUUAAAGCCAUCUGCUGACUUUCUUACAAGCAACAAGCUACUUAAGUAUUCUUGGUUUUUCUUUGAAGUUCUGAUAAAAUCAAUGGCUCAGCAUUUGAUAGAAAACUCUAAAGUGAAGCUGUUGCGAAACCAGAGAUUUUCCGCUUCUUUUCAUCAUGCAGUUGAAACAGUUGUUAAUAUGCUGAUGCCACACAUCACUCAGAAGUACAGAGACAAUUCAGAGGCUUCAAAAAAUGCAAACCAUAGCCUUGCUGCCUUUAUAAAAAGGUGUUUUACUUUUAUGGAUAGAGGCUUUGUUUUCAAGCAAAUCAAUAACUACAUCAGCUGCUUUGCCCCCGGAGAUCCCAAGACUCUUUUUGAAUUCAAAUUUGAAUUUCUUCGUGUAGUCUGUAAUCAUGAGCAUUACAUACCUUUGAAUCUACCAAUGCCAUUUGGAAAAGGCAGAGUUCAGAGAUACCAAGACCUUCACCUGGACUAUUCAUUAACCGACGAGUUCUGUCUAAAUCAUUUCUUAGUGGGACUGCUUCUAAGGGAGGUGGGCAAUGCAUUGCAAGAGUUCAGAGAUGUGCGGCAAAUUGCUAUCAGUGUGCUCAAGAAUUUGAUGAUAAAACAUUGUUUUGAUGACAGAUAUGCUUCCAGGAGCCAUCAGGCAAGAAUAGCCACUAUGUAUUUGCCACUCUUUGGACUGCUCAUAGAAAAUGUUCAGCGAAUCAAUGUUAAAGAUGUGUCUCCUUUUCCUGUUAACCCUUCCAGCAACCAGAGUGCAAAGGAUGAUGCACUUAAUUUGCCAACUGCAAGUCAGCUAGUAACACCACAAAAAUCAGGAAACACAUUGGAUAACAAUCUUCCUAAAGAUCUGUUUGGUGUUAUCUCUGGCAUUGCUUCCCCAUACACCACAUCAACUCCAAAUAUUAAUAGCGUGAGGAGUGCUGACUCAAGAGGCUCUCUUAUAAGUACAGACUCGGGAAACAGUCUACCAGAAAGACACAGUGAGAAGAGCAAUUCCCUUGACAAGAAUCAACAGAGCAGCACUUUAGGAAGUUCUGUAGUUCGAUAUGACAAACUGGACCAAGCAGAGAUCAAGAGUCUGCUCAUGUGUUUCCUUCACAUUUUAAGAAGUAUGUCAGAAGAUGCAUUGUUUACAUAUUGGAACAAGGCUACAAAAUCUGAACUCAUGGACUUUUUCACGAUUACAGAAGUAUGCUUACAUCAGUUCCAGUACAUGGGAAAACGAUACAUAGCCAGAACAGGAAUGAUGCAUGCCAGAUUGCAGCAGCUGAGCAGCCUGGAUAACUCUCUCACUUUUAACCACAGCUAUGGUCAUUCAGAUGCAGAUGUUCUUCACCAGUCGUUACUUGAAGCAAAUAUUGCCACUGAAGUUUGCCUUACAAUUCUGGAUACUCUGUCAUUAUUCACAAUGGCUUUUAAGAAUCAACUACUGACUGAUCAUGGGCAUAAUCCACUGAUGAAGAAAGUAUUUGAUGUAUACCUCUGCUUCCUUCAAAAGAAUCAAUCUGAAACAGCAUUGAAAAAUGUCUUCAUUGCUUUAAGGGCACUUAUUUUUAAGUUUCCCUCUACAUUUUAUGAAGGUAGAGCUGAUAUGUGUUCUGCACUGUGCUAUGAAAUUCUGAAGUAUUGUAAUUCCAAACUGAGUUCAAUUCGUACUGAAGCUUCACAGUUACUGUACUUCUUAAUGAGAAAUAAUUUUGAUUACACAGGGAAGAAAUCUUUUGUCAGGACACAUCUGCAGGUUAUUAUUUCAGUAAGCCAGUUGAUUGCUGAUGUUGUUGGAAUUGGAGGAACUAGAUUUCAGCAGUCUCUUUCCAUCAUCAAUAAUUGUGCCAAUAACGACAGAAUUAUAAAGCACACUACAUUCCCUUCUGAUGUUAAGGAUUUAACAAAACGAAUUCGUACAGUACUGAUGGCUACAGCUCAGAUGAAGGAGCAUGAGAACGAUCCAGAAAUGCUUGUAGACCUCCAGUACAGUUUGGCAAAGUCUUAUGCUAGUACACCUGAACUGAGGAAGACAUGGUUAGACAGCAUGGCAAGGAUCCAUGUUAAAAAUGGAGAUCUUUCAGAGGCAGCAAUGUGUUAUGUCCAUGUAGCAGCACUGGUUGCAGAAUAUCUCACACGAAAAGGGAUGUUUAGGCAAGGUUGUACUGCUUUCAGAGUAAUCACACCUAAUAUAGAUGAAGAGGCUUCAAUGAUGGAGGAUGUUGGAAUGCAAGAUGUUCACUUCAAUGAAGAUGUGCUGAUGGAAUUGUUGGAGCAGUGUGCUGAUGGACUCUGGAAGGCAGAACGCUAUGAACUCAUUGCUGACAUAUAUAAACUUAUAAUUCCUAUUUAUGAAAAACGGAGAGAUUUUGAGAGGCUUGCUCAUUUAUAUGACACCCUUCAUCGAGCAUACAGUAAAGUAACAGAAGUUAUGCAUACAGGCAAGAGACUGCUGGGAACUUAUUUCAGAGUAGCAUUCUUUGGACAGGCAGCGCAAUACCAGUUUACAGACAGUGAAACAGAUGUUGAGGGAUUCUUUGAGGAUGAAGAUGGAAAGGAAUAUAUCUACAAAGAGCCUAAACUCACACCUCUCUCAGAAAUUUCCCAAAGACUCCAAAAACUCUACUCUGACAAAUUUGGAUCUGAAAAUGUCAAAAUGAUUCAGGAUUCUGGCAAAGUCAAUCCUAAGGAUUUAGAUUCAAAAUAUGCAUAUAUUCAAGUUACACAUGUAAUUCCAUACUUUGAAGAAAAAGAGUUACAAGAAAGAAAGACAGAUUUUGAAAGGACUCAUAACAUUCGUCGCUUUAUGUUUGAGAUGCCUUUUACUCAAGCUGGUAAAAGACAAGGAGGAGUAGAAGAACAGUGUAAGCGACGGACUAUUUUGACAGCUAUACAUUGUUUCCCAUAUGUGAAAAAGCGCAUUCCAGUAAUGUACCAGCACCAUACCGAUUUAAACCCAAUUGAAGUAGCCAUUGAUGAAAUGAGUAAAAAAGUUGCAGAACUUAGGCAGCUUUGCUCUUCAGCUGAUGUAGAUAUGAUCAAAUUGCAGCUGAAGCUACAAGGAAGUGUCAGUGUUCAGGUUAAUGCUGGUCCAUUAGCAUACGCAAGAGCUUUCUUAGAUGACACAAACACCAAAAGAUAUCCAGACAAUAAAGUAAAGCUACUAAAGGAAGUUUUUAGACAAUUUGUUGAAGCUUGUGGGCAUGCUCUGGGUGUUAACGAACGACUUAUAAAGGAAGAUCAGUUGGAAUAUCAAGAAGAAAUGAAGGCCAACUACAGAGAAAUGGCAAAAGAGCUUUCUGAAAUAAUGCAUGAACAAAUUACUCCGGUUGAAGAAAAGGCCAGCGUUAUGCCUAAUUCGCUACACAUUUUUAACGCCAUAAGUGGAACUCCGACAAGCACAACAGUUCAUGGGAUGCCCAGUUCUUCUUCAGUUGCAUGAUUGUUUUGUAAAGGGAAGUAUGUUCGUUCUUUUUAAAGUAUGUGGAUUUGCUUCGUUGUGUGCAAACUCAGGAUGAUUUUGAAGCUAAAUGUUGGGCACGUGCAAGCUGCAUAAUUCAUAUGAAUGUCUGAGCACACUUAGCAAAUAGCAGUUACUGGUAAUAGUCUUUUAGAGUAAGGGAGGCGCACAUAUAUUUUUUAAUCUUGCUGGUAACGUUUGAAAGUAUUCACAAUGUCAUUGCAGAAGUGCGUGUUGGAAAAUUAUAAAGUUGAAGUUAAUUUCUCUUUUUCAUUAGAAAGUAUUAUUAAAAUUAAUUGCACAUUACAAAAAAGUGUUGUGGGAUGUAAUUUUGCAGAUAUGUAACAUUCAGGUGUUCUUUUUGUGUAUGGCACAUAGAGAUUGAUUCCAAGUACAAGAACUAUUUUGGGGCUAGACAGAGACACUAGUUUUUUGGGUUUAAUGGAACUGACAAUAGUAGUUUUUGUACCAUUUGGCAAAUUGUUGUGCUUUAUUUUAUACCUUGUUGCAUUUUGGAGGUAUGUGAGCUUAGAGCUUAUUAAACAACUACAUACAACCAAAGGUCUGUAUUAAUGAACACUGAGUUAUACUAAAAUAUCA
Molecule: messenger RNA, 7204 nt
Organism: Opisthocomus hoazin
Lineage: Eukaryota; Metazoa; Chordata; Aves; Opisthocomiformes; Opisthocomidae
Source: RefSeq, a predicted model, not a curated record